Messenger RNA from Gasterosteus aculeatus aculeatus (three-spined stickleback), 1848 nucleotides. RefSeq lists its product as uncharacterized. NCBI's taxonomy places the organism in Eukaryota, Metazoa, Chordata, Actinopteri, Perciformes, Gasterosteidae. The record is from RefSeq and is a predicted model, not a curated record.
CACCCCGGCUGCUUAUAACAGCGCGGGUCGGGAAGCAUUUUAGACACACACUUCUCUAGAGGGCCUCCAUCAUCAGAGACCACCAGCUGAGAGGAGGAGAGGUCCGGCCUCAGAGACAAAGCGAAGACCCUUCGAGGGACGCGUCCCAUUUCUUUUGUUCCGGGGCACUGAUCAGUCAAACUGGCGGCAGACGAGACGAAGGGCCUGUCGGAGGAGGGCGAGGUCGAGGGCGGAGGAGGAGCAGGCUCCCCGGGGCCCCGCGGAAGGGUGGUGCGUGUGGAGCUGGAGUGGGAGAUCCCCAUGUCGGUGACACUGCCCGUGCAGGUGGAGCCAGAGCCGGCGCACCAACCGUUCCCCUUCCUGGACACGACACUGGCCGACCUGGGCAUCCAAGAGUCAGACGUGAAGGAGCGGGUGGUGUGGGUGGACACCAAGAAGACCCAGGUUAAGAGCAAAGCGGGGAAGCUGAAGGAGAAGGAGAUCACCGUCCUGGAGGUGAGGGUGAAAGCCCAGAAGCCCGGAGACCAGGCGCUGCAGGAGGUGCUGUACAGCACCGAGGCGCACACCGACCGCUCCUUCUGCCGCACGGGGAUGAACAUCUUGCCCUGGAAGCACACGUGCGCAGGGGAGCCGGGCCAGAGGACCAUGGCCCUGGACACGGAAAACCAGCAGCCCACAGCAACACCGGACAUCUGACGAGCCACAUCCGUAACAUCUGGAGCAGAACGCGUGAAUUACCGAGCAGAACACACACGCGUCCACCCCGAAGCACAUUCUUAAAUCAAUUCCAGGACUCAAGUCUGCAUUUAUUGAGAGGAUUCAGUGUCCUUAGUUUCUUUCAUUGACCGCACGGCAGAACUUGCCAACAUCACAUUCAAUUUGGUAACCUUUGUAAAAACGUCUGACACUUGUCAAAUAUGUGUUUUGGGUUAUAGUGGCAUAGCUUUUUUUGCUUGUUUCUUUUAAUAGUGCAGAUAUGGUUACUGCUGCAUUCAGCCUCGAGCACAGCUGAUCAUUGCUUUUAAAACACACACAGCAAAGUCAGAAGCUUUUCCAAACAGGGGCAGAAAGGAGAAAUGAAUACCAGCUUUACAGAAGGUACCAAACAACGCGAACACAGGGCGGUAAACCAACUGUUUGAAACAAUAAAACUUUAGCAUAGAACAAGCAAUAAAUUAAAAGUGAAAACUCAGAAGAAUUACUCAAAUUUAAUAACUAUAAGAUUGAUGAAGUGCUGUAUUCAAACCGUUUUGAGAGAUGUUGAAAAUGCCCAUCCCUUUUUCCACCUACGUAUAAAAAUGUAUUGUUUUAGCUGGUUUCACACAGAGUGGAAGGAUGUGUGUGGGCUAUGAGGUGGACACGGCCGCGCCGAGUUUGGCCUGCUGCUCUACAGGAAGUGAGGUCACAGCUGCUUGGAAGUCUGCGGAGUGUUGCAGGGCAAAUUCUUUCAUCAGCACGACCAAAAUGUGCUCCGUCUCUGUGGAGGAGAGGUAUAAUAAUGGGUUUAAGGAUGGCGGCAAAACAUCGACGCAAUUGAAGAAAACAAGGCGCGGUAAAUGGAGCCCGGUCGCAGAGGGAUUUUCACCUUUAUCGACAUCCUUUGAGCCGAGGACGUGACUGGAAGCCGCAACAAUGGGCUUCAUCAGGUUCACAACCUGAGGGCAACAAAAAGACUUAUUAGAAAACACACAUCGUCCGGAGCGUCGUGGAUACAUUAGAUGUUUGUUAGAAGUGAUUGCUCUUUAUUAAACGUUGCCCCUCCACUGUCAUCUAAAUGUCUGAGUUGAAAUAUGCUGUAUGCCUGAAUAUUGUGAUGCAAUAAUACUUUAUAAAAACAUGCAACAAAGA